This is a messenger RNA of Condylura cristata (star-nosed mole), 1041 nucleotides long. RefSeq names its product involucrin (gene IVL). The record is from RefSeq and is a predicted model, not a curated record. The coding region runs from base 1 to 1041 and encodes 346 amino acids. NCBI's taxonomy places the organism in Eukaryota, Metazoa, Chordata, Mammalia, Eulipotyphla, Talpidae. The transcript has a single exon.
AUGUCUGAGCAACAGACUCUGUCAGUGGCCCUACCCCCUGGCGUCAGUCAGGAGCCUCUGGAGCCCAUUUGCCCUCCCACUGACUCCCAGCAGGAGCAAGUAAAGCAGCUGACUCCACUGCCUGCCCCAUGCCAGAAGGUGACCUCGGAGCUCCCAAAGGAACUUCCUCUGCAGCAUGUGGAGAAACACGCCACUCCUGUGAAGGGGACACCCGAGUGCGAGUGUGAACCACAGACCCAGGAACCUCAGGGGCAGGGGCUGCAUCUGCACCAACCAGAACAACAUCUGGAUCCACAGCAGCAAGAGGCACAGGAGCAGGAACAGCACUUCGAUCCGCAGGAACUCCAGGAGCAGGAAGAAAAGCAGCAAGAGAAGCACAAGGAACAUCAGGAAGCAGAAAGCCUGGAGCAGCAACUGGAGCAGGAGACAGCUCAAAGGGAACAGGAACCAAAGGAGCAGCUGGAAGAGGAGAAGAAGCUUCUGGACCAGAAACUGGGUCAAGAGCUAGCAAACAGAGGAGAGCAGCUAGAGAAACAUCAGGAAGCAGAAAGCCUGGAGCAGCAGCUGGAGCAGGGGACAGCUCAAAGGGAACAGGAAUUAAAGGAGCAGCUGGAAGAGGAGAAGAAGCUUCUGGACCAGAAACUGGGUCAAGAGCUAGCAAACAAAGGAGAGCAGCUGCUGGGCCAUGUGGAGAAACAUCAGGAAGCAGAAAGCCUGGAGCAGCAGCUGGAGCAGGAGGCAGCUCAAAGGGAACAGGAAUUAAAGGAGCAGCUGGAAGAGGAGAAGAAGCUUCUGGGCCAGAAACUGGAUCAAGAGCUAGCAAACAGAGGAGAGCAGCUGCUGGGCCAUGUGGAGGAGCAGGGAACACAACUGGAGUCAGCAGAGCAGCGGGAAGGACAAGCUGAGCAGCCUGAAUAUGUCCUCGUUCCCGGCCAUGUCCAGGAGACACAAAUAGUCCAGCCACAGAAGGGAGCAGUCUUGCUCCCUGUAGAGCAACAACAGCAGAAGCAGGAGGUGCAGUGGCCCCUUAAACAUAAGUAA